AUGGUAUGUACAGUUAGUUCUGAUGGAUGUACAGUUAGUUCUGAUGGAUGUACAGUUAGUUCUGAUGGAUGUACAGUUAGAACUGAUGGAUGUACUGUUACUGGUGGAUGUACAGUUAGUACUAAUGGAUGUGCUGUUACUGGUGGAUGUAUAGUUAGUACUGAUGGAUGUACAGUUAGUUCUGAUGGAUGUACAGUUAGUUCUGAUGGAUGUACAGUUAGUACUGAUGGAUGUACAGUUAGUUCUGAUGGAUGUACAGUUAGUUCUGAUGGAUGUACAGUUAGUUCUGAUGGAUGUACAGUUAGUUCUGAUGGAUGUACAGUUAGAACUGAUGGAUGUACUGUUACUGGUGGAUGUUCACUUAGUACUGAUGGAUGUACAGUUAGUUCUGAUGGAUGUACAGUUAGAACUGAUGGAUGUACAGUUAGUUCUGAUGGAUGUACAGUUAGUUCUGAUGGAUGUACAGUUAGAACUGAUGGAUGUACAGUUAGAACUGAUGGAUGUACUGUUACUGGUGGAUGUUCAGUUAGUACUGAUGGAUGUACAGCUUGUACGUGUAAUGUUUAG
This is a messenger RNA of Procambarus clarkii (red swamp crayfish), 567 nucleotides long. The record is from RefSeq and is a predicted model, not a curated record. NCBI's taxonomy places the organism in Eukaryota, Metazoa, Arthropoda, Malacostraca, Decapoda, Cambaridae.